Messenger RNA from Abrus precatorius (Indian licorice), 918 nucleotides. RefSeq lists its product as uncharacterized. The record is from RefSeq and is a predicted model, not a curated record. Lineage: Eukaryota; Viridiplantae; Streptophyta; Magnoliopsida; Fabales; Fabaceae. The transcript has a single exon. Bases 1 to 918 code for a protein of 305 amino acids.
AUGUCCAAAAAAUUAAAGGAUCCAGGGAGUUUUACUCUUCCUUGUCUCAUUGGUAGAUUGAUAGUUGAUAGGGCUUUAGCUGAUUUAGGUGCUAGCAUUAAUUUGAUGCCAUAUUAUGUUUUUAAGAAAUUAGGUUUGGGAGAAUCUAGGCCAACUAGAAUGAGUAUUCAACUAGCUGAUAGGCCAAUUAAAUAUCCUAGGGGUAUCAUUGAGGAUGUGCUUGUGAAAGUGGACAAAUUUAUUUUUCAUGUUGAUUUUGUGAUUCUUGAUAUGGAUGAGGACACUGAAGUCUCCUUAAUCUUAGGUCAUCCAUUUUUAGCUACUGCAAAAGCCAUAAUUGAUGUGAGUGAUGGGAAGUUAAUUUUGAGAGUUGGAGAUGAAAAAGUUACUUUCAAAAUUUCUGAAGUAAUGAAAAAGUCCUUAAAACAAGAUGAUUCUUGUUUCUUCCUUAAUGUAAUUGAUGACUUUGUUUCUGACUGUGCACAGGAGUUCUUGAUGUCAGAUCCAUUGGAAAGAAGCUUAGUGUAUGAAGAAGGAACAUAUGAUAUGGAGCUGCUAACUCAAGAACAAUUGUGUCAUCUAGAAGCCACUAAGCCAUUAUUGAGAAAGAGGAACUUUGAAGUUCUGGAACAGAAUUUAGAGAAGCAGCCCAGCCCAUCCACUGAUAAAUCACCAGAUGUAAAAUUGAAAGUUCUACCUGAACAUCUGAAGUAUGCUUUCUUGGAAGAUGGUUGCAAGUUACCUGUCAUCAUUGCUUCAAAGCUAACACAAGAACAAAAAGGCCAGCAACUGAAUGUAGUUCGGGAACACAAGAAAGCAAUAGCCUGGAAGAUCUCUGACAUAAGGGGGAUUAAUCUUUCCUUUUGCACUCACAAGAUCUUGAUGGAGUCUGAUAUUAAAGCUAUCGUGCAACCAUAA